CGAGGGCUCAGGGCACGCUCAGGGUGCGACAUGCCGCUCGAUUUCGGCUUUUUAUCAAACACAGCUGAUACAUGAUUACUUGAUGCCGCAGGUGAUGCCGUUCGGAGCUAGAGCUAACUGCAUUAUCUUUCUUCCGGACUAUGAUGUACGUCAUCCCAAUUUUGCAGCUCCAAGCAAAGCGCGCUCGGCUCGACCCCCUUCGCAAGAAUCUUUACACUAACCCAUAGACCCGCCCGGAUUUUCCAUUGUAACGUCGCUUUCCGACAAUGGCCCACGCAUCCAGCUCCAAGCUGCCUCCCACAGGCAUCAUGACCGGCACCCACAGCGGGGACUCAGCUCCGCGCCACCCGAGGCCAAGACCCCUCGAAAAGUGCAGUGGCUCGAUCACACAAUUGGAGACAGCCCAGCAGGAUCGACGCAUGCAUUAGAUGAGCAGGGCAUCGACCCGACCUCGUUUCAAACCUUGACAACCGCUCUCGAGCGACACAAGUCGCAGGAAGGCCCGGGCCGCGCACUAAUUACUUCUCAGCCCCUCGACGCACUGGAACCGCCGCUCUCUCCAUUGACACCGAUCAACCGCCCGUGUCCAAUGAGCACUCCGCGCAGAAAUCGACUGCUACCACGCCAUCAGAGGGAGCUCCGUCCGGUCCGCCUUCCCCCACGCGAGAUAUACCCGGCAACUACAUUGGCGGAUACGAGACUGCCGGUCUGCCCAAUUCGACAAACAUCGAGGAGACCGCGCAUCGUGUCGCUAGCAAUGUCGUCCGUUCGCAUACUCGGAAAGGCUUCAUGGGCGGAUUCGGAGAGCGGCGCAGACGACACAACGCCGAGAAGGCCGCAGCGGCCACUGCUUCAGAGGACAAGACGGUCCCAGACGAUAUGGAGAAAAGCGCAGCCACGGCUGCACCUAUGAACGCUCCCCUCGGCGGCGGUGUUCUUAGUGCUCUGCUGAAUCUCUACAACCAGCAGAACGAGUCGAUGUCUCUGCCCUCCACUCCUGGUCUCGAGCCACUGAACGAGCUACCGUGGAUCACGCCGCCCCAAGUGACCCGAAAGCAGAGUUCCCCCGAUUCGCAGACCAGUGUUAGCCCACCGCUAUCAAAAAGCGCUACUGCGGCAGACGACAGUAUCGGACGUUCACAUCAUUCUCGUGCCGGGUCAACCGCUUCGCUGUCCAAAUUCAGCAUUCUGCCACAGAAGCCGAAGUCGAAGUCUGGAGCUCUGGGUGCUUUGAUCGCAAGCACAGGCAACAUCAGUGGGGCUGCAGCUCCAACUUCCAGCCAGCUCGCUCCUAACAUCAAACGCCCCGGAUACCAUCUCUCACGGUAUUCCUGGGACGAGGAUGUACCCAAAUAUAGCGCGAAAGUGGAGCGCCCCAAGAGCCUACCACCUGCACAAUCUAGCACUGCCGAACAGGCGAUACCGGCAUCCGAACACAGGAACUCCAAGCUGUCAGAGCUAGCUGGCUCGCUCGCCAGCAAACGCGGAUGGCAGGAGAAGCUGAAGGACAUCGAGCAUCUGACGUUCGGUGGGCGGAGCGGCAAGAGCACGCCGGGGCAAACCACACCGUCGACUAGCAUGACGGACCGCGACGAGUGGCUGGACGAGAAGGCCGUUCGCGACCAGGAGCAGCACAGGCGGGAAAAGCGUCGGAAGCGCAAAAAGGCCGAGGUCUAUAUCACUCGCCACGUCGCCCAGAUCAUCCAGCGCCAGGAGUUCAUCCUCAAGCUCGCGCGGGCGAUGAUGAUGUUCGGUGGACCCAGCCAUCGCCUGCAAGCUCAGAUCCAGUCUACAGGUCGCGUGUUGGAUAUUCAAGUCAACUGCAUGUACCUUCCGGACGUCAUCCUCAUCAGCUUUGACGACAGCAGCACCGGGACGAGCAACCUCAAGUUUAUUCGACAGGCCAGCUCUCUGGAUCUCGGCAAGCUGCCGGACGCGUAUUCUAUCUACUGGAAGGUUAUUCACGACGAAAUCUCCGUCUCUGAGGCAUCCAGCGAGCUGGACAACUUGAUGGUCAAGAGGCAGCUGUACAACUGGUGGCAGCUUGUGCUUACUGGUGGAUUCUGUUCCUCUGCCAUCUGCACUGUCAGUUUCGGCGGUAGCUUCAUCGACGCUCUGAUGUCGUUCCCACUUGGUGCAUUGCUGGUUGCGAUUCAGCUUAUCAGUGUCCGCAACGAACUGUACUCCAACAUCUUCGAGAUCACCAUGGCCACGUUGUUCAGUUUCAUCUCGGCCGCGCUCGCUGCGACGCACAAGUUCUGCUACUCUGCCAUCGCGUCCAGCUCAGUCGUGCUCAUCCUGCCUGGAUUCAUCGUGCUCUGCGGCUCGCUCGAAAUCAUGUCGCGAAACAUCGUCUCUGGAUCCGUGCGGAUGUGCUACGCGGUCGUGUAUUCGCUCUUCUUGGGCUUUGGACUCGCCAUGGGCGCCGAGGCGUACCAGCAGAUGACUGGCCACCCCAUCAUUGGCAGCACCGAUUACACUUGCAGCCAGAGUCAUGAUCCGUCUGGGCCCUGGUACCAGCGCACGCCAAGCGAAUUCUGGGCAUUCCUGACAGUCCCCAUGUACUCUCUCUUCUUGAGCAUGCGGAAUCAGGCUCCGUGGAAUAGCCGACAAAUGCUACUCCUGAUUGCGAUAGCGUCCAUCGGCUGGGUCACCGACCACUUCACGUCAACCAAGUUCCCGAAUCAGACAGACGUUGGUGCUGCUGUUGGCGCCUUUGCGGUUGGCGUCGUUGCCAACGUAUACGCCCGGUUCUUCUCCGGCAACGCCUUCGUCAUCAUGAUCACUGGCAUCCUCUUCCAACUUCCCUCGGGCCUGGGCAAUGGCGGACUGCUCACUUACGCGUCCCAGAAGACCGCUGACACAACGAACUCCUACCUGUCUGGGUUCCAGACCGCCCUGCAGCUCAUCUCAGUCGCGAUCGGGCUGGCUGUCGGCCUUGGUCUCUCGCUCGUCGUGGUCCAUCCGUUCCAGUCGAAACGGCGGGGCGGUGCAGUUUUCAGUCUCUGAGCGGCACGGACCGUAGCAUAGCAGAGCAGACCAUAUGUAUACUACUAACCAGCAUGUGUUGUAAUUGGGAAUGUAUCCUUGUAGAUUUAGAUUUAGACUUAGAUUUACAUCUGGACGUUGGGGGUGCCAGGCAAUGGAUAAACGGUCUUGCCAAUUUGCUGGAGCGGAGAUUUCCUUUUGGAGACAGGGGUAUUCGGACAAGUGCAUGAGAGAG
Molecule: messenger RNA, 3223 nt
Organism: Mycena citricolor
Lineage: Eukaryota; Fungi; Basidiomycota; Agaricomycetes; Agaricales; Mycenaceae
Source: the annotation of a GenBank genome assembly